Morone saxatilis (striped sea-bass) is the source of this 1685-nucleotide messenger RNA. Its product is annotated as receptor-interacting serine/threonine-protein kinase 3-like. The record is from RefSeq and is a predicted model, not a curated record. Lineage: Eukaryota; Metazoa; Chordata; Actinopteri; Moronidae. Gene Ontology annotation, biological process: inflammatory response; regulation of apoptotic process; protein phosphorylation. Bases 118 to 1464 code for a protein of 448 amino acids. The transcript has 12 exons. Gene Ontology annotation, molecular function: JUN kinase kinase kinase activity; ATP binding.
GGGGUGUUGCCCAGAGAGCUAGAACAGGAAACUUGCUUGUUUUGCCACAGGUUUGGUACGAACUAAACUCUUGAAAGAAGACGUGAGGGAAUAUAUGAUUGCUGAGUUCAGCAGGAGAUGGCACUGCUGAACUACAAGACUGAGCCUGUUGGUAAUGAAAGCUUGGACGAAUGGCAUUUACUUGGCUCGGGGGGAUUUGGUGAAGUCUACAAAGUCAGACACAAGGACUUGGGGUUUGAUGUGGCCAUUAAGAUACUUCAUAAUGGCGUUUGCCCAUUCAUUCCAAAAGAGAGAGCACUGCACAAAGAGGCUGAUCACAUGGAAGAGGCUUCCUGUGAGUUUGUGCUAAGGCUUUAUGCACUGUAUCAUGGAUGUCCACCAAUUAGAGAAACAGCCUUGCAACAGGGAAUAGUGAUGGAGUACAUGAGAAGAGGAUCUGUUCAGUCUCUGCUGGAUGACCUGCGUGGCCCUCCACCGUGGCCCCUGACCUUCCGCUUGGCCCAUCAAGUGGCUCUUGGCAUGAACUUCCUCCAUUUAAAGAAACUUAUUCACCACGACCUAAAGCCAAGUAAUGUACUGCUGAACGAUGAUCUUCACGCCAAGAUAGCUGACUUUGGUCUUUGCAGGGUUUCCACCAGUGCUUUGAACAGCAACAGAGAAACAACCGGAGUGGAUGGAGGCUCAUACAAGUACAUGCCUCCUGAGGCUUUUGAGACAUCAUACAAACCUUGCCGUGCUUUUGACAGAUACAGCUAUGGCAUCCUGCUCUGGUCCAUUGUUACUGGUAAAGAACCAUAUCCAAUGGCUGAUUACAGUCUUGUGGCUCUGAAGAUCCCUAUGGGGGACAGACCUGACUUGGAGGAAAUUGACCAGACAAAGGCAGAAGGCUUGGAAGAGAUAGUUAAGCUCAUGAAGAGGUGCUGGGAUGGGACACCCAGUGCGAGGCCUGAAUUUAAAGAGUGCGGUAAAAUAACUGAGAAUGUGCUCUCAAAGCACAGUAAGGGAACUUGUGAUGCAGUCUAUCAAGUCUUGAAAGGACUGGAGUCACCGACCAGCAAUGAACAUUCAGAAACAUUCAGUUUUCCUCCUCAGAGACUAGAAACGUCAGAGUCAAAUGAUGUUGUGGAUCAUGUCAGAUUUACAGCAACUGAAAGGUCUUCCAUGCAGGAUUCUGUCAAUGUUCCUGCUGAAAGAAUGAGUGAUGCAGAUAAAGCAAAGUUUGUUGAUGACAAAAGGACAACAUUAAUUCAAGACGUUGUUGAAGUAAUGGCAGUAGUAGAUGAGCUUGAUGACAUGGUCCACAGUGAAACCUACUCAAGGAUCGAAGCUGAAAAGACAAGCCAGAAUAAAAUGAGAGCGCUGUAUAGGAGCACAUUGCUUUCAGGAGGGGAGAAGGUCAAAGCAGCCUUCUACGACGCCCUCAAAAAACAUCAGCCCCAUCUAGUGGAGAGGCUCGGUGGCUAAUUCGAAAGCAACUGUGGCCUUCCUGCAUUUUAAGGACAAAUGUUAAAUGACUCUCCCUGCCCCCCUCUUUUACACUUUCAUCUUUUUUAAGAAAAAUCCAUCUAUUUUAUUCAUUUGUAUAUAUGCAAUUUGUUGACAUUUUAUUACCCUACACUUACUAAAUAACUAAACCAUUUUUUAUUUUAUAUAUUUUAAUUAAUAUCUUUUUCAAUAAAUAAAUU